CAAGAAAAAAAUAUGGGAAUUUCAAGAGAUAGUCGUCAUAAAAGAAGAGCAACAGGAGGUCGUAUGCCUAUUCAUAAAAAGAAGAGAGCUUUCGAAAAGGGAAGACCAGCAGCAUUAACAAAAUUAACAACUUAAUCAACUACAAUUACUGAAAAAAGAAGAAUUAGACCCAUUAGAGCUAGAGGUGGAAACAUGAAAUUCAGAGCUUUAAGACUAUUUGAUGGCAAUUUUUCUUGGGGAUCUGAAAAUAUAACAAGAAAAACUAAAAUUUUAGAUGUUAAAUAUAAUGCAACAAAUAACGAAUUAGUCAGAACAAAAACUCUAGUAAAAAAUUCAAUUGUAGAAAUCGAUGCCACUCCAUUCAGAGAAUGGUACAAAAAAUAUUAUGGUUUAGAUAUUGGUCUUAAAAAAGGAGGUGGUGCCUAAUCUGUAUUAGGAAAUAAAGAAAAAUCCAGACAUGUUGAAAAAAGAGUGAUAAGACAAAAAAAUAGAAUUAUUGAUCCUAAAGUAGAAGAAUAAUUCCCUUCUUAAAGAAUAUUAGCUUGUAUUUCAUCAAGACCAGGAUAAUCUGGCAGAUGUGAUGGUUAUAUUUUAGAAGGAAAAGAACUUGAAUUUUAUAUAAGAAAAUUAAUGUCUAAAAAAAAAUGAACUUUUUAAAUAAAUAUUAGAAAUUUUUUAUUUGUAUAAGAUUUGUUUAUUUUUUUAAUUUAUGUAGUUCUUUGCAUGUUU
Messenger RNA from Ichthyophthirius multifiliis, 729 nucleotides. RefSeq lists its product as hypothetical. Gene Ontology annotation, biological process: maturation of SSU-rRNA from tricistronic rRNA transcript (SSU-rRNA, 5.8S rRNA, LSU-rRNA); translation. Gene Ontology annotation, cellular component: cytosolic small ribosomal subunit; ribosome. The transcript is spliced from 2 exons. Gene Ontology annotation, molecular function: structural constituent of ribosome. NCBI's taxonomy places the organism in Eukaryota, Ciliophora, Oligohymenophorea, Hymenostomatida. The record is from RefSeq and is a predicted model, not a curated record.